Molecule: messenger RNA, 1677 nt
Organism: Esox lucius (northern pike)
Lineage: Eukaryota; Metazoa; Chordata; Actinopteri; Esociformes; Esocidae
Product: odorant receptor 131-2-like
Exons: 5
Coding region: 1-1677 (558 amino acids)
Biological process (GO): G protein-coupled receptor signaling pathway
Cellular component (GO): membrane
Molecular function (GO): G protein-coupled receptor activity
Source: RefSeq, a predicted model, not a curated record
AUGUUGUUUUUGGCGGGGGGCUAUUGCAGGGACAGGAGGAAGAGCUCCUGCAGCCGUGAGAACGGGAGUACGGAGAGGUGUCAGAGCAUGAUGAUGAGGAGCUUCCGUCACCCAACUUGUGGGCCUCUUGGACGAGGGCUUCUCGGCUUCAUUGCAGGUCUUCCUUGCUCAGGAGCAAGCCAGGUGGUGGUGCUGAGGCCUCCAAACCAGGAAGCCACUGCAGCAGUGGAGGAGGAGGAAAGGGCCUUCGAGCGCCGUAAGCAGAUGUGGAGGGAACGUCUGAGGCCCUGGUUUCUGGACACAUCGACGGCAGCAGAAGCAACAUCCAGCCAGGCAUCCUUUCCUUGUCUGCUGACCCCUGUGCUGAUCCCCAGCCCCGCACCUCCAGUGCGACCCCCAGGAGGGGACCAAUUGUCUUAUUUCAUUAUAAAAUGUAUCGAAAAAAUAGUCUCUGAACUUGUCCUUAUCGUUCAAGUGUUAAUUGCCAUUUUUCUCUUUGUCAACUCCCUCAUGAUUUUUACCUUCUUUAAAAAAGCAGCCUUUUUCACCAACACGCGGUACAUCUUCUUUGCUCAUACACUUCUCUGUGAUAGUAUUUUUUUGGCUUUGACAGAUGCAUUGCUUGUAAUGAGUUACUCCAGGGCACCAAUGAAAGGUGGGCUGUGUAUAUUUCUGGUGAUUAUCUUAGAAAACCUGACAAUUGCCACACCACUGACACUAACAGCCAUGAGCCUGGAGCGUUAUGUGGCGAUUUGCAUGCCUCUGCGGCACAGUGAACUCUCCACCCCGAUGAGGGCCAUCUACAGCAUCCUACUUAUCCAGGCUCUCAGCUCUGUUAUUUGGAUCAUCAUGAUUUCCAUCCUCUUCUCAGCGGUGUCUCUGAGGUUCUACACCAAUCCUCUAAUCUGCAGUUUGGAGCAGAUGAUUGUCUUCGCAUGGCAGGGGCAUCUCAGCUCAGCUCUGUAUCAGUUGUACUUCCUAGUCAUGUCUCUGGUCAUAGCGUUUACCUAUGUAAAGAUCAUGGUGGCGGCCAGGGCUGCCUCAUCAGAGAGAAAGACAUCCACCAAUAAGGGCCUGAGGACAGUUAUUCUCCAUGGCUUCCAGCUUCUCCUUUGUUUAAUCCAGUUCUUGUGUCCUCUGAUAGAAUCGAUAGUAAUGAAGAUCAAUAUGAAUCUGUUUAUAGAGCUUAGGUACUUUGAUUAUAUAUGUUUUAUUCUUGCCCCUCGAUGUCUGUGUCCACUUGUAUAUGGAUUAAGAGAUAAGGAUUUUAUGGUGGUUCUGAAAUAUUAUGCCCUGUUUGGAUGUUCUAAGAUUGUUUUUGUUUUUAAUAUGGACAAGCCUAAUCCUAAAUGGAGAAAGAAAAUCACAGCUGUACGGGACAGGAGGAAGAGCUCCUGCAGCCGUGAGAACGGGAGUACGGAGAGGUGUCAGAGCAUGAUGAUGAGGAGCUUCCGUCACCCAACUUGUGGGCCUCUUGGACGAGGGCUUCUCGGCUUCUUUGCAGGGCUUCCUUGCUCAGCCUCUGGAGGAGCAAGCCAGGUGGUGGUGCUGAGGCCUCCAAACCAGGAAGCCACUGCAGCAGUGGAGGAGGAGGAAGGGGCCUUCGAGCGCCCCCUGCACCUCCAGUGCGACCCCCAGGAGGGGUGGGACGAUGAGCUUGUACCGCCUCUGAAGUAG